AUGGUAGUUGAAGCGCCUAUCAUCACUUUUACUCCUGGACUUGAGAACAUUAUCAACACGGGCGACGAGUUCAUUGACCUGCUCAAUCUCACUCUGAUUGACCAAGUCAUACCGUGGUAUCUUGGCGACCACUCCAUCAUCUACUCGUACACGGCCAACAUUGCGCGGCCAGGCAAUGUUCCAGUGCAGCUACAUACGGACCAGCUUUCCAUUACACUGCUGACUAGAGACAUGGCGUACGGCAUGAAUAUCAUGUUCUAUUCGGAAGAUAUUACCGACGAGAAUGGCGCCACGCGGGUGUACCCGGUGUCUCACCUGGGAAACGUGGCGCCCAGCAAUAUCUUCACAGUGGAAGGCCCACACCCCGUCGAAGGCCCAGCCGGCACCACCCUCGUCUUUGAGAGCCGUCUCUGGCACGCCACGGGCGCCAACGGCCUGAGCACCGGAGAGCGCCCCGUGAUUCUGCUCUUCUUUAUGCGCUCCUUUGUGCGGCCGCAGGAGAAUGCAUACCUGACGCUGCGCAAAGACGUUGAAGCAAAGUUGCCGCCUCGGCAAAAGGUGUUUUUGGGAUUCCGUACCUACCGCGCCCGGCAUUGGCGGGCUCGAAGGCAACACGCUCGAGGGAUACUAUGUUACUCGUAG
This is a messenger RNA of Pestalotiopsis fici W106-1, 642 nucleotides long. RefSeq lists its product as uncharacterized. Bases 1 to 642 code for a protein of 213 amino acids. The record is from RefSeq and is a predicted model, not a curated record. NCBI's taxonomy places the organism in Eukaryota, Fungi, Ascomycota, Sordariomycetes, Amphisphaeriales, Sporocadaceae. The transcript is spliced from 3 exons.